Molecule: messenger RNA, 810 nt
Organism: Dacryopinax primogenitus
Lineage: Eukaryota; Fungi; Basidiomycota; Dacrymycetes; Dacrymycetales; Dacrymycetaceae
Exons: 1
Coding region: 317-661 (114 amino acids)
Source: RefSeq, a predicted model, not a curated record
CAUCAGAAACGGAAAAAUCGCUCUCACGUUCUGCAUACAGAAUUCAAGUACUGAGAACGCGGCAGAAACGCUUUGACGAGGGGAACAGAAAACCAACACGUAAAGUGGGACAGUGUCCCAGUUCUCGCAACGUAUCCGUUUCCCAUUGAGCCUUAGCCCUGGAAUACUCUCCCGACAUGCAUCAUACCUAGGACAAGCAAUAUUAAUCCCAGAUCACGCCUCUUCCGCCGAUCCAGUCAGCAGACGAUCUCUCCCCUCUAUUCUCUCCUCGUCCUCAACCCUCUCUGCGCUCGGCGAUGAUGCUCCCAGACACCACAUGACCGAGAUCGACUGCUUCUCUGUCGCUUGCGCAUGUAUGCUGAACCGAAAGCAGCCAACGCAGCCUUACUCCCAUUGGUGCUUGCUUAUAUUGUCAUCCAUAAUCGGCGGUGUUUUACUUCAAGUGCACCAAAGUUGGGAAGAGGAAGUCGUUGUAGUAUAUGAGCUCCUCGGAGUUACGCGUUUCGAUGGCUCACGAGGGCGCCAGCAGGGACGAGCCCCCGUGCGUCGACACGCUCGGGGCCCAGCGCAUGCCCAGCUCAUUGAAUGUGCCCUCACUGGUGCCUCCACCUAUGAACAAAUACACCCCAAUCCGGUCGGAAAAGCCAGCAGGAAGGCGUAAUGGUCGUCCGAGGGUAGAGGGUUUCUCCCAGGGUUUCUCCCGUGGAACCUCGACAUAGCGUGGUCAUGAGUUCUAUUGGUGGAAGCAUAUUUAAAGUCGGUAUAUACUGCGUCUGGUACAAGUUCGACUCUGGUCUAUCCCUACUCCAG